Messenger RNA from Conger conger (European conger), 1928 nucleotides. RefSeq lists its product as uncharacterized. Bases 589 to 1233 code for a protein of 214 amino acids. The record is from RefSeq and is a predicted model, not a curated record. The transcript is spliced from 4 exons. Lineage: Eukaryota; Metazoa; Chordata; Actinopteri; Anguilliformes; Congridae.
UGUUCAAGUCUGUCUACAUUGUGUCCGUGCCACUUGCAGUUUGACAUGGAAGAAAAUAUUUGACCUGUUUCAUCACACCAUUCUGUCAGUGGCUUAUUCCAGGAAACCUUUUGCAGAAUUAUAAGGACAUAGAAAGAAGGUUCAAGCUGUGUUGUCGAAAAUAGAAUGGGAAGUUAUCUCUUGCUCUAUAGAUUGGAGCACAUAACAACAUUGCUAUGAAAAAGGAAAUAUUCUAAAUGUUCUAUGACACCAAUUUGGUGUCAUAGAACAUUGCGAUAAAAAGUAGGGGUUUUUUUUCAAUAGAGAAGUCUCAGAAGUUUUAUUCUGCUUUUCUCCUCAAUAACUUCCUCUUUCCUCGUUUUCCUCAUCACACGCUGUCACAUGGAGGGCUGUGCAAGAUCCUGUGUUGUGAGGUUGAGUAACUUGUGUGCAUCUCCUGGACUGGGUUCUUGUGAAGAGGCAGUGUGUGUAACGCUGGUGUGUGUGUCUGUCCUGGACUGGGUUCUUGUGAAGAGGCGGUGUGUGUAACGCUGGUGUGUGUGUAUCUCCUGGACUGGGUUCUUGUUUUGGUGACUCCUGUCCUGUGGGAUGAAGAGGAUGCUGGGUCCCCUUCUCAAACUCCUGCUGCUUUUGGCCGCGGUGUCAUACGGCACUGCGACAUCCUGUGACAUCAGCAGGGAUGAACCGGUUCCCUGCUAUGGAACACUGGGGCAGUCCGUUUCUAUGAAUCUGAAAACAGCCACCAAUCAUGAAUGUUCUGGCAUACAACUUGAAAUAAAAUUCAAUGGUGUUGAUUUUUUCAGAUGCAGAAAUGGUAAACCAAGUCUUCACAAAGCCUGUAAUAAUCACUGUCGUUUAGUCAAUCGGGCUUUCUGGCUGGAGAACUUAACACAAAAUCUUUCUGGGACGUAUUCUUUUCAAGAGUUCGAUGAAAAUGGGAAGAAUUUGCAAAAUGGAAAAAUAGAGCUCAUUAUUCAAGGGCGCCCAGCGAGCAUCGUGGCCAUUGUGCUGGGAACAUGCUCCUUACUUCUAGCCCUGCUUGUCGGGACGUGGUGCGUCUACAAGAAAAUGCAGCAACAAACAACCACGAGCCAGACAAGUGCCGGCGACGGGCCGGAGGGGGACCCGCAGGAGUUGGUGUACUGCGAGGUGCAGGUGGCGAAGGGGAAGGAUCGCCCAAAGAAGCAGCAGCAGGAGCCGCAGGUGGUCUACGGGGAGGUGAAAGUGAGAUGAGCUGGAAAGGCUGUCGGACCCCCAGCCGUGGGACAGACGAACGCGGCGCGCGGUGUACGUGUCGUCCGCCCGAAGAUGCAGCCGAUCACAGAGCGGACUCCCGGCUAAAAUUCGUUAGAAUUUAGCACCGAAUAACCACGCGUAAAAAAGUUUGCAGGAAAUCUUCGACGGGAACUACAGUAUUUCAGAGGAAAUGGCAUUUUCUGUCAUUUGAGGAACUGUCAAAUCUGAGGAACAGCUGUGUUACGCAACAAAAUGUCAAUAUUAUGUGUUACCAGACUCUUGAAAAGCUGAGAUCCACAGACAUUUUUACUGUUGAUGACAAUAGGCUGGCAGGGUGGUAUAGGGUUAUUGUGUUAUUGUGAAUUAAUGAGUAUAAUGUCUAGACUCUAUUUUUCUGUAACAUAAUUCUUGCAUUUAAUGCAGACACAUGCUAUUACUGCUAAUAACCAUGUAUAAUGCUGUUUGUGUGUGUGUGUGUGUGUGUGUGUGUGUGUGUGUGUGUGUGUGUGUGUGUGUAUAUAUAUAUACUGAAGAGGUCAUUGCGGUUAAAUUAAAAACAAUGGUUAUGCAACUAAAUAUUAGUUCAGUAAUUUAAGAAAUCUUCAGUUUCUUCAGUUUAUACAGUUUGAAGAGAGUUUGAGGAGAAAAAUGUUUUCACAGAUUAAUAUUCCCUUUCUUUGCUUCCUGUAAAA